This is a messenger RNA of Drosophila melanogaster (fruit fly), 677 nucleotides long. RefSeq lists its product as uncharacterized. The record is from RefSeq and is marked reviewed. Lineage: Eukaryota; Metazoa; Arthropoda; Insecta; Diptera; Drosophilidae. The transcript has a single exon. Gene Ontology annotation, molecular function: carbohydrate binding. Bases 13 to 585 code for a protein of 190 amino acids.
CAGUUACCCACUAUGUUAUCGACCAAGUUAGUUUGCAUCGCACUGGUCAGCCUGGCUUUUGGCCAAGUUUAUCUGGUGGCCAGCGAGGAAACCAUUACCCUUUGUCCCACCAACUUUACCCAGGUGGCGGAUAAGUGUCUCCUGGUGGAUGGCAGUUGGAAGAACUUCUACGAGUCGGAUCGCCAUUGUCGAUCCCUUAACGCCGGACUUCUGAGCAUUAGCAAUCCAACGGAAUUCAAUGUCAUCAACGAAUGGCUGCCGAUCAUUGCACCAUACCAGCCGGAGUUCUGGACAUCCGGAAACAAGCUGGGCGGAACUUCCGAUUACUACUGGCAGAGUACUGGGCAGAAGGCUGUCUACCUUCCCUGGAGUGCUGGUCAACCCACUACCACCGCCGGUGAUUGUCUUACACUGAUGGCCAACGUCACCAUGACUCCCGAAGAAGCCAUAUUGAGUGUGCACCGCCUAACGGUAAAGCCCUGCACCCAAUGGGCACCCCACAUCUGCCAGGCUCCACUGGAAAUCUUCAAGACCCAGCUUUGUCUCAAUACCACAGCUUUCUUCGAGGCGAAGAUACCCGUUUAAGUAAAUUCAGGGGGCCAUAAUUGUUCGUUUUUCAAUAAUUAUAAAUUGUCAUAACUAAAAACUACGUUUUAAAUAAACUUGAGCAACUUUUG